GCCCGUUCAAGAAAGCGAGAUGGGACAACGCAUCAGUGUCUCAUUCUGCCCCUCCGCAAGGCCUGCUCACGAAUCCAACAUAAGUCAAGCCAUCCCCACCUCCUUCUCCCUUCCCUUCUUCCUUCCAAUCCAUUCCCUCUCCAUAUCUCUCCCCCAUAUGCAUCGCUUGUCCUGAUUACGCAGAAAUCUGCUUGCCCAUCCCACAUUCGCAUUCUUGUCUAUCAUCAACAACCCAAGCCCUAAUAGGAAUUACAACGACUCUAACUUGCAUCUUUAUUCUCACCCAUUUUGUCUGGCCACACCGUUGGCGGUCGUCGACAUAAACACCAUCACAAUCCAGGCUUUCGAACCAAGAGGAGACUUCCAUUUCUGAUAAGGAGCCUUUUUGUCCCCAUGACUUGUCUUACCCAAACGGUGACCAUUCCGGGCACCAUGGCAUUCGAAGCACCAAAACACACCAUCAUCAGGACCAGAGGAGCCGUCAGGUAUAUUCUUUUUUCUUCAUGCUUGUUCUAUUGAUUCUGCGUUUAUACCAAUGUUGUCCGAAAUAAAUGUCUUUUCCUUUUGCUUCAAGACCUCACACGGAUUUCGACAUGUCCCAGGUUCUCAUCGCUCCCAUGGAAUCAUUUCAGUCACGUCCGGAUACUUGUCGCCUAUCUCUUCCACAGAGCUUCUCAUGAGUGGUUCUACCACUUUUGACCAAGAUCUAAAUUUGAUCAUCCAAACAAGGGGAGCCCCCCAGGACAGGCAAAACAGUGCCUGCGUAAGUAUUGCCCAAUACCCCACGCGACCCGUCGUGGUUGCUCUCCAGGACAUAUUCUCCAGUUCCAGAUGGUCUCCAUGGAUAUUGAAACAUGCCGUUUCCCGGAUGUUCUCCCAGUGGUUCAGGGUAUUCCUUAACUCGAUCAUGUCUGCUUUAAUUCCUUUCGACACCUCCACGGAUCAUGCACAAAAUUGUAGCACCUGCUAGCAACAACAAUACCAAUGAGUUCGCCAUGUCAAUCCAGUCCAUAGAAAGGUUGCUUUCCAGCAGACUUUUCUUAGCAACUUUACCACGUCGAUGCAACUACAACCUUUUCCAAUGGACUUCUGUUCUACCAAUGCUCUCCAAGAGCAAACCAGAGGAUUCUUGAGGACAUUGCCGUGGACAUUCCAAAGGACUCGUACCAUUGAAACUCCAUUGAGGCGACAGUUCAAUAAACAUUGAACUUGAGACCGUUGCCGCCCGGCGACUGGAUGGUCUCACUAUAGGCAUUUAUUCGUGCCAUUGAGUACGUACACCUGCUCAGCGUUGAUAUCAGUAUCUCGCAUGCUACCCCGUCAGCGUCCUAUCAUGCACUAACCAGCGCUUCUUUUGCCUUGCGUGUAGAAUACCUUUCAUUCAGAACCUAGAAUUUCUUGUCAACACUUAGCAUGCACACAUCACCUUGGUACCAUAUGGACCGUGGGACUUUCUUUCUUAUUUUGUCGAACCAUUUCUUGGACUGGAUUUUUAACCUGGAGUUCAUCUGGAUCAAGUACACCAUUUGCUCCCUGCUGGUCUGUAAAUCCAUUUCAACCCCCCAAGAUGCCGUCCAACAUGCUGACACAUGCUACUUACAGGCUACCCAUUGGAUUUCUUUUCUUUUAUCUCUUUUGUCUCACGAUUGUUUGCAUUUAAAAACGAAGUGGUUGCACAGGACACUAAUAUAGAACGUGUAGCGGUUUCAGUUCCCAAAAUGUGUCCGGAUUUCCUUUUCAUUCUACAGAACCUAUCCCAGGGCAAAACAGUGGAUCCAUUCUGAGUGUUGGAGGUCCACAGUACUGGCAACAAGACUCUUUAAUCCAAGGAAAUGCCCACGGAUUUGUUGAUACAUACGACCACUUUCCGGUUUCUCAAGAAACUCGCCCCAUCAAAGGCAGAGUUUCUACAUCAGGAUCCAUCCACAGCCAGUGGGAUGAUGAGGCUGUCAAGACUAAAUUUGAGUCACAAGACAUGCCACCACAGGACUCCACAAGAAACCAAGGACAAUCCCAUAGGAACACUCACUCUGCAGCUAACACAUUUGAUCAACCCCAAUCGAGGAUGUAUCCCGUCCCAUCCCAUGGAUCAUUUCAUUUUUCAUCAGCAAAGUCAGAUAUCACAGCCAGGUCAAACAGUCCUGAUGCAGCCGCCUUGUUGGCAUCAAGCCAAUUGGAAGCAUUCGACUACAACACUUUCCUUGGAGAUGAUAUGACCAGUGCUCAAUCCAUGUUCCAGAGGAAUUCCAAUGCCGGGGGAGAGGAAGAACUAAUUAAUCUUUCCAUGCCAGGACCAUCUUUCAGCGCAUAUGCCACAGCUGGAGAAGAGUCCUUCGCGUCAUCUUACCCUGUAGUCUCCGAGUCUUUGAUGUACCCCUCGUUUGCACAUGGUUUGCCAUGGGAUAAUUCUGCCGUUGUGGAAUUAUUGGAGCCCCAGAGAUUGUCUCCCACACUUUCGGAAGGUGCAUGGUCCAACAGCCAACACUCCAACUCCCCCACAACAAACAGCCCUCAGGAAUACUUGUCACCCCAUGUUGAGGUCAUCUCCCCCAGGUAUGUUGAGGAUACCCAAGAUUUGGUGCAACACCCCCCUUACGCAUCUGGUGACAGGACGACGAGGAAGCCAAUGGGACCACGCCUAUCUAAAGUUGUAAGCGAUCUUGCUACUCAUGGCAGACAGCAACGUCACUCUGGUUCUUUUGAGCAAUCCGAGGAUUCCUUGAAACUGGCUACCCGAUCUGCCAAUGAGGAUAAUACCGCCCGGGAUCAUCCAUUGUACCACAGUGUCACCACCCACGCUGAUGGAUUCUACCAUUGCCCAUGGGAAGGUCAAGCCGCAUGCCAGCACAAGCCAGAGAAGCUAAAGUGCAACUAUGAGUAUGAACUGAUCUCUUUUUCCUAACCUUCGAAUACCUACUAAUCUCGAAUAUAGCAAAUUCGUCGACUCCCACCUCAAGCCUUACCGCUGCAAGGUAGCUGCUUGCGAGAGUCUCCAUUUCUCAUCCACAGCUUGUCUACUCCGCCACGAGCGUGAAGCUCAUGCUAUGCACGGACAUGGAGACAAGCCUUUCCACUGCACCUUUGAAGGUUGUGAGCGUUCCGCUCCAGGUAACGGCUUCCCACGCCACUGGAACCUCAGAGACCACAUGAAGCGAGUUCACAACAAUGCUCCUACAUCACCUCCACCAUCCGGGAAGAACAAGCGCAAGGCAACUGAUGCUGCUGAGAACCCCAUGGAGAAGGCCCCAAGACGUGCCAACUCCCCAAGAACCGUUGUCCAGGUUCAGGCGCCAAAGGAGCCCAACUGGGCUGAGCAGUACCAGCAGGAGUACCAAAAGCUUGUCUCUAUGGUUGAGCAGCUUCGUGAUCCAGCUUAUCCACAGAACAUGGAUAUCCUCAACAGAUCGAUGCGAUCUAUUGCCUCUUUGCAACACAAGAGUAAACUUAUUAACCAGGCUUCCAUGGGCGGGAAGUCUUUUAUCCAGCAAUCUGGCUGAAUGAACCUUUUAUAUUAUUGAGACUGUGAGUACCAUCUAUGGACCAGAACUCCCCACAUCAACGAUGCUAAUGAAUGAUCAGGAUACAAAAUUAUACCCUAACCCUGGAGAUUUCACAACUCCUGGAGAUACCUGGAAUCCGAAUAUUCAGAGGCCGAAGAACAUCACCACCUCAGAGGACGAAGUCGUUUCCAGUACGCGCUGCCGUUUCUCAGAGAGAUACCUGGAGUAUAUAAAUCGACAGGAACCGUCAUGCUACCAGUCAUGCAAAAUAAAAGACUGCAACCUUUACGAACCAGGGAUAUAUACCACCAGGAGCCAUGGGGGUCUACUGAGAUACAGUACAUGCUCCGGACUUGAUCUUGAGUUUUGGUCACAUAUGUGCGUGCGCGUGUGUAUCCACGGAUGCCCACGGAUAUUGCUGCGCUUGUGGAGUCUUGUCGUGUUGAUUCCCGGUGAUGAUAGGAAGAGGAGAAGAAGAGGAUUUUUGGGAGCAAAUUAGAGGAGGAUUUUUUUAUUUUUUUUGGUUUACUUUGGUCGUUUCUUUUGUCUUUUGCUAUAUCGUAUCUAGAUUGUCGUGUUUCUUCACUUUGUUUGUCAUGGUGGCU
Molecule: messenger RNA, 4105 nt
Organism: Hymenoscyphus albidus
Lineage: Eukaryota; Fungi; Ascomycota; Leotiomycetes; Helotiales; Helotiaceae
Source: the annotation of a GenBank genome assembly